AGGGAAGGAGGCGGCAUGGCUUCGGUGUUCAUGUGUGGAGUGGAGGACCUGCUGUUCAGCGGCAGCCGCUUCGUGUGGAACUUGACCGUGUCCACGCUGCGGAGAUGGUACACGGAGAGACUGCGGGCUUGCCACCAGGUGCUGCGGACGUGGUGCGGGCUGCGGGACGUGUACCAGAUGACAGAAGGCAGGCACUGCCAGGUACACCUCCUGGAUGAUCGGAGACUGGAGCUGCUGGUUCAGCCCAAACUUUUAUCAAGAGAAUUGCUGGACCUCGUGGCUUCACAUUUCAACCUGAAAGAAAAGGAGUACUUUGGAAUAACAUUUACAGACGACAUAGGUCAGCAGAACUGGCUACAGUUAGAUCACCGAGUUCUUGACCAUGAUCUGCCGAAGAAACCAGGUGCCACCAUUUUGCACUUUGCUGUGAGGUUUUACAUUGAGAGCAUAUCAUUUUUAAAGGAUAAAACCACGGUGGAGCUGUUUUUCCUGAACGCAAAGUCCUGUGUGCACAAGGGGCAAAUCGAAGCGGACAGCGAAACCAUCUUCAAGUUAGCAGCGCUUGUGUUACAGGAGGCCAAAGGGGAUUAUACCAGUGAUGAAAAUGCCAGGAAAGAUUUAAAGACCCUACCAGCCUUUCCAACCAAAACUCUUCAGGAGCAUCCAUCCCUUGCUUACUGUGAGGACAGGGUAAUUGAGCAUUAUUUGAAAAUCAAAGGUCUGACUCGGGGUCAAGCGGUGGUUCAGUAUAUGAAAAUAGUAGAAGCUCUACCCACAUAUGGAGUCCAUUAUUAUGCAGUAAAGGAUAAACAAGGACUUCCUUGGUGGCUUGGAAUCAGCUAUAAAGGAAUCGGCCAGUAUGAUUUGCAAGAUAAAGUGAAACCUCGGAAAUUAUUCCAGUGGAAACAGCUGGAGAACUUAUAUUUCCGUGAGAAAAAAUUCGCCGUUGAAGUUCAUGAUCCACGGAGGAUUUCUGUGUCAAGAAGAACCUUUGGGCAAAGUGGGCUCUUCGUGCAAACGUGGUAUGCAAACCCUUCUCUCAUCAAGUCCAUCUGGGUAAUGGCAAUUAGUCAGCACCAGUUUUACUUGGACCGGAAGCAAAGCAAAGCAAAAAUUCCUUCAGCCAGGAGUUUAGACGAUAUCGCGAUGGAUUUGACUGAGACAGGAACACCGAGGGUCUCCAAAAUGGUGACACUGGAGGCCAAAAGUCAGUUCAUCAUGGCGAGCAAUGGCAGUUUAAUCUCUUCAGGUUCUCAAGACUCAGAAGUUAGCGAGGAGCAAAAGAGAGAGAAAAUCCUGGAGCUCAAGAAGAAGGAAAAGCUCUUGCAGGAAAAACUCCUGAAAAAAGUCGAGGAGCUUAAGAAGAUCUGUUUGCGGGAGGCUGAGCUCACCGGCAAAAUGCCAAAAGAAUAUCCGCUGAACGUAGGUGAGAAACCGCCUCAGGUCAGAAGGCGUGUAGGCACCGCGUUCAAAUUGGAUGACAACCUGCUGCCAAGUGAACAGGAUCCUGCUUUGCAAGAACUGGAGAGCAAUUUUCUAAUACAGCAAAAGCUGGUUGAAGCUGCAAAGAAACUUGCCAACGAGCCAGACCUUUAUAAAACCGUGAAGAAAAAACGAAAGCAAGAUUACACAGAUGCAGUGAAAAAGCUUCAGGAGAUUGAAAAUGCGAUAAAUGAAUACCGAAUCAGAUGUGGAAAGAAACCCAGCCAGAAAGCAACCGUUAUUUUACCAGAAGACAUAAUCCCAUCAGAGAGCAGCUCCUUGUCUGACACUACCACCUAUGAUGAUUCUAAUGACAACUUCACUCUUGCCGGGCAGCGACCAAGUUCAGUACCUCAUUCUCCAAGAAUUCUUCCCCCCAAGUCUCUCGGGAUUGAGCAAAUCCAUUUCAGAAAGUCGUCCGUCAAUGAACAGUUUGUGGAGACCAGGCAGUCCAGGGAAAUGCUGUCGACACACGGCAGCCCUUACAAAACCCUGGAGCAGCGGCCCCUGGGCGGACGGAGUAUGCCCACCACCCCAGUUCUGACCCGGAACGCCUAUAGCACCAGCCACUUGGAACCCGAAUCUUCAGCCCAGCACUGUCGCCAGCGCAGUGGAAGCCUUGAAUCUCAGUCCCACCUGCUGUCUGAGAUGGACAACGAUAAGCCAUUUUUCUCCCUCUCCAAAUCCCAAAGAAGCAGUAGUACAGAAAUCCUGGAUGACGGGUCUUCCUACACCAGCCAGUCAAGCACAGAGUAUUACUGCGUGACGCCCGUCGCCGGCCCAUAUUACACUACCCAGACUCUGGACACUCGUGCGAGGGGCCGGAGAAGGUCCAAGAAACAGAGUGUUUCGACUUCAAAUUCAGGAAGCAUGCCCAACCUAGCACAAAAGGAUAGUUUGAGGAAUGGUGUCUACACAAAGAGCCAGGAACAACCUUCUUCUAGUUACUAUAUUGCUGGGUACACACCCUAUCCCGAGUGCGAUCUUUAUUACAGUGGCGGCUACGUCUAUGAGAACGACACGGAGGGACAGUACAGUGUCAAUCCUUCCUACCGGGCCUCAGCCCACUACAGCUACGAGCGCCAAAGGGACUAUAGCAGGUCCUUUCAUGAAGAUGAGGUCGACCGGGUGCCCCACAACCCAUAUGCAACUCUCCGGCUGCCCAGGAAGGCUGCUGCCAAGUCAGAGCACAUCACCAAAAACAUCCACAAGGCCUUAGUUGCAGAGCACCUGCGUGGCUGGUACCAGCGGGCCUCUGGGCAGAAGGAUCAGGGGCACAGCCCACAGACUAGCUUUGACUCAGACAGGGGAUCGCAGAGGUGCCUGGGGUUUGCAGGGCUGCAAGUACCCUGCUCUCCCAGCAGCCGAACAUCCUCCUACUCUUCCGUAUCUUCUACAAACGCUUCUGGAAACUGGAGGACCCAGAUAGCUGUAGGGCUAUCUGACUACGAGACCCCGGCACGUUCUUCCUACACCAGCUGCUACGGCAACAUCUGUAAUCCUUUGCCCUCCCCAGGCAGACAGUACCCAGAGAUCAGUCAACUGGACAGCACAGAUGGAAGCCGGUUGGAAGACAGCCUGGAGAGCAGGGAGCAGAAGCUCUUUUGGCAUGAAGAUUCAAAGCCUGGAACAUUAGUCUGAACUGCAGUUGGACCUCUUGACCAAACACUGCAUCUCACACUAGUGUGCCUUGCAAAAUGUGUUCGUCUUCCCAGAAAGCUAUCCGGCGUUAGAAAGCUAAAGGCAUCCAAGUUUGGAGAGACCCUGAACGACUUGCCUUUCUGACUCCGGGCACUCACGUGACAGAGCAAGGUGGAGCCGUGGCCACGAAAGGCCUCAGCCUUUAUCAGUAGCAAGCACUUUUUAAGGGAAUAAAAGUUGUUGAAGGCAAACCGCAAAACUGUGAAAAGUGCGUUCAGGGUCCCCAACAGGAAAGAAGGACGGGAAAUUUCAGAGCACAAUCCAGAAUGAUGAGGAAAGGGAAAGCAGAAACUCCUUAGUCAUUAAUCACCUUCAGAAAGUUUGGGUUUGUGAGCCGGUGAAGAAUAACUUGCUAUCUCUACCCAGACAUGAACAAUUUAGACAGUAUUGGAAAAUUACUUGAAGAGAAGCUGGAUUUUCAUGAAGUUCUGAAUGAGUGUAAAUGUUUUUAGGAUAUCAUAAAGAGUGAUGGUUUUCAUAAGCACCGUAAAAUGGGUUCUGGAAAGACUUAGCAUCCUGUAAUAUAACUUUAUGGUAGCAGAUUGGGGAAAACAAAGCAGCCCACUGAAUAAUUGACAAACUCUGCUUGGAGAAUGUUCUAAGGUACAAUAUUAUUGGGCUCCUUUUUUUCUUUCUACACCAGUUGCCUGAUGGAUGAUUAUUCAGGCUGGUAACUCUCCAAUUUGCCUGCCAUUUCAAAUGGCAGACCUGAUAUGGAAAGUUUUUCUAACCAAGAGUUCAAAAAAGUAUUUUAAGAUCAUACAGAAAGAACCCAAAACAAAACAAAAUGGAAAAACAAAAGCCACAGCAUUUUCAAUGAAUUGCGUGCCUUAAAAUGGUGAACAUUAGAAAAGUAAGCAUAUUGUCCAGAUUCAAUGGGGGGUUCUAAGUCACCAAAUGACAAAAAACAAGAUUAAUCAUUAAAAAACAAAACAAAAAAAACAAAAACAAAAACAAAAAAAACUCCAAGCUGCAGUAGAUUUAAUUAUGAGGCUAAAACUACCUCAUACUUUACUCGGAAGAACUAAUUAGCUAUGGUUUACUGUAUUGUUUUUUAAAAAAAAAACAAAAACAAAUAUUUCCAUAUUCCAGAUUGCUCUUUUUUGUCAUCUUCACUCUGCUUCAAUAUUCCAUAAAAGGUGCUCCCUUCCCCCCUUUUAUACAGGUUUCAUGUUCAUAUUGUGAAUAGAGAAGUUUCUGAACAACUUUUUUGGAACAUUUUCUAUCUAUAUUCCAAAGCAUGUAAUAUAUACAUAAAAAUGCUUUGUUAAACUGGUCCUUAGUCAUUUGUAUCAUUAAAUAUGAAGUUUGGGAGAAAAAUUUGGAACAAAAAAGAAGACAUGCAAAAAAUAGUAAGUUAUUCCUUUUUGCAUACUUGUAUAGCCUUCUAGAAACAGAAAUACCCUUUUGCAUAUUCUUUUACUGUUCUGACUUUUUAAGACCUAUUAUUUUUUUACAUAGGUCAAUAAACUGAGGUGUGCUACUGAAAAUGUUUACGUAUUCUUCCAUUACAUUCAGGGUUCAGACAAAGCAGUUUAAAGUGCUCUACUUCAAGUAAUCAUGUUGGACAAGAUUGCGGAUUUUUAGUUAUAUAUUAGCAUAUUUUAUUGAUGCCAAGAUGCACAUUUUUUCAUAUUUACAUCUUUGAAAUCAGGAUGCAUCUUUUGAUGGAUGGCAUGCUCUCAAUGAACUGGCAGUGUUUUUUUCUUAGUGCUACAUAAAAUAAUGCUGUGUCUUACAAUAAAGUUGUCUUAGAAUUGA
This is a messenger RNA of Callorhinus ursinus (northern fur seal), 4944 nucleotides long. RefSeq names its product FERM domain containing 4B (gene FRMD4B). The record is from RefSeq and is a predicted model, not a curated record. Lineage: Eukaryota; Metazoa; Chordata; Mammalia; Carnivora; Otariidae. Gene Ontology annotation, cellular component: cytoskeleton; adherens junction; bicellular tight junction. Gene Ontology annotation, biological process: establishment of epithelial cell polarity.